Molecule: messenger RNA, 1863 nt
Organism: Nilaparvata lugens (brown planthopper)
Lineage: Eukaryota; Metazoa; Arthropoda; Insecta; Hemiptera; Delphacidae
Product: DDB1- and CUL4-associated factor 6-like
Exons: 9
Coding region: 1-1848 (615 amino acids)
Biological process (GO): positive regulation of transcription by RNA polymerase II
Cellular component (GO): Cul4-RING E3 ubiquitin ligase complex; cytoplasm
Molecular function (GO): protein binding
Source: RefSeq, a predicted model, not a curated record
AUGUGGAGUGCGUUGUUGCCAGAUCUCACUCGGACGUCAGACAUUCACACCAACCAGUUCAACUGCCACACAGGCACGACGUACGACGUGACAACAGUGCCGGGCGAGCCCUACACCUUCCUGAGCUGUGGCGAGGACUCUACUGUGCGCUGCUUCGACCUGCGCAUCAAGGAGAGUUGCUACCGGAUGGACUGUACCGAGGAUGUGCUGAUAUCGUGUCAACGAGCCGUGACUGCUCUGACUGUCAACAGCACCGCUCCUCAUGAGUUGGCCAUUGGUAGCUCUGAUAGCACUGUGCGCAUCUUUGAUCGCCGAAAUCUCGGCACCAAAUCAUCAGGUUAUUCGAAGGCGAGUUGUGUUCGUCCAAUGAUGUCACUGGCAGCGCCGGGCCUCGAAGGCAGGUCGUUCCGCAUCACCUCGCUGGCAUACUCACCCGAGGGCCACGAAAUACUUGUCAGCUACUCGUCCGAGCACCUCUAUCUGUUUGGUUGCAGGGACCAAUCAUGCACCACCCUGGAGCCGAGCCUAGACGAGGAGGAUGAGGAGGACGAUGACUUGGAGGUGGCCGAGAGGAGGGGGGUGACUGGUCAGAGGCGGCCUGUGACUCUAAUUGGGCCAGCAAGAGGGCCAGGUCUGCCCCCCAUCAGACGUCUGCGGUUGCGGGGUGAUUGGUCCGACACGGGACCAGAUGCCAGACCGGAGCGGGAACCCGGUCGAAGUGGAGACGUGGGCCAGGCCAGACCAACUCUACAUGCGACUCUGAUGCAGCGCAUGACAGAUGUGCUCUCGCGCAUGCUCAAUGACCCAGCUACCAGGGCGGCACUAAGUCAUGGCGGUGAGGAGGACAAUCCCCCCACUGGGCCAUCAGAGGUUGACGUGGGGGCGGGAGGAGAGGAACUGGUUCUGCCCUUUGUGCAUAGUGGGGAGAGACUGGAAGAAAACCCUCUCAAUAUGCUCAUCACUCCUGAUCGCUCGCCCGUUCAUGUUUCAGAAGCCGCCACGGACAUGGUGUGGACUGACGAUGUGAAUACUAGUCAACAAUCAGCUGUUCCCUCCACCUCCUCCUCAUCAUCAUCCUCCUCAGCCACCACCUCACCUCCCACCCAGAGGCAGCCGCCGCCAAGGAAGUACUCCCUCCCCUCCUUCAAGACCAUCUACUCGGUUUACACCAAUACAGCUGAUCCUCUCCCUCCCUCCGCUCUGGAAAGGGGUGUUGUCAAUACGAGCGCUGAUGCCACGCCUGGCGGAUGCUGCAGUGUUGCCGCGUCGACUGCCUCCUCAUCUGAAGUUCCUGGCAUGAAUGUGGAUGAACCCUCCACUUCUUCGGCCUCCUUCUCUGCUGGUCCUCCUCUUGAUCCUCCUCCUUCUUCUGCUUCUCCUCCUCCUCCUCCUUCUUCUUCUGCUUCUGCUUCUCCUCCUCCUCCUCCUUCUUCUUCUGCUUCUGCUUCUCCUCCUCCUCCUCCUCCUUCUUCUGAUUCUCCUCCUCCUCCACCUCCUCCUCCUUCUUCUUCGUCUGAUUCUGCUUCUGCUUCUGAGCCAAUGGCAGCAGGCGGCAGUGGAAGUGGGAGCUCUCCCACCGAUCAUGAGAAUGUUUCAAACCUUAAAGAUCAGCUGUAUACUAUGCGUCACGGAUUCAUUGAGAAACAUGGUACAGAGCCAAUGGUGAACCUCCAUUACUCAGAGAAGGGCUCGACAACAUCCAGGAUCACAAUGUGCGUGGCUGAUGAAGUCAACAGGGAAGUGGCUUCUACAUCCACCUCUGCCUCCACAUCCACCUCUGCCUCCACAUCUACCCCUACAUCUUCAUCUAAUCCUCCUCCUAGUCAAGGUACGUCAAAUGGUUUCUGAAUAAUAAAUUCUUGC